Molecule: messenger RNA, 1981 nt
Organism: Egretta garzetta (little egret)
Lineage: Eukaryota; Metazoa; Chordata; Aves; Pelecaniformes; Ardeidae
Gene: PNRC2
Product: proline rich nuclear receptor coactivator 2
Exons: 3
Coding region: 257-679 (140 amino acids)
Biological process (GO): nuclear-transcribed mRNA catabolic process, nonsense-mediated decay
Cellular component (GO): nucleus; P-body
Source: RefSeq, a predicted model, not a curated record
GUGCUUGUGGGAGAACGAGACGGACAGAAGUCGUGGGACUUCUCCCUUGGAGCUUCUGUGCCGAGAAUCCGAUGUUGGGCUCGGCUACCUGGCUGAAUACAGCGGAUCAGCCCAUGAAAACUUCUAUUCCCAGCCAAAGGAAGGAGUCCAGCAAAAGGCAGCACUUACUCUUUCAGGCUUGGAAGCAAGAAAGGGGGCAAGAGUUGGAGAGUGUGGAAUCGGAGAAAACAACUGAAAGGUGACAUUUAAGUUGAAGAUGGGCGGUGGAGAAAGAUUCAACAUUCCAGUUCCCCAGUCUAGAAAUACCACCAAGAACCAUCAACAACUAAAAAACAGGAAGAAGAAUAAAGACCAGAAUUCACAGAUGAAGACCUAUAUGAAGAAAGAAAGAGGACAUGGAUGCAACUCAUCGUCUGGUGCAUGGCAGGCCAUGCAAAAAGGGGGAAAGAACAAUGUUCAUUUCCCCAGUAAUCAAAAUUGGAAUCCUACUUUAUCGAAUCACAACCUGUUUUUCACACCUCAGACCAAUCAGAACUAUGCUGGAGCAAAAUUUAGUGAGCCACCCUCACCAAGUGUUCUUCCUAAGCCACCAAGUCACUGGGUACCUGUUUCUUUUAAACCUUCUGAUAAAGAAAUCAUGACAUUUCAGCUUAAAACGUUACUUAAAGUCCAGGCUUGAGAUGUACCUUUUCAUAUUUCUAACAUUAUUUAAAUUUAUAGGGUUUCAAAUUUGAGCAUUGUUAUUCCUAACUCCAGACGCACAGGUGGACAGAACUAGAGGUUCUUGCUGCAUGUAGUUGGUCACCUGGAAGAGAAGCAGGUGGGAGCUUACAUUCCCCUAAUGUUUUACCUCAAAAGUUGUGUGCUGUGUUCACUUCACUGUGAAGUAGGUAUUUUCUCUAUAAUCGAGUCUAAUCAAAUCCUGAACAGUCACCAUUUAUUGUAUUUAUUGUAAGAGUAAAUGGGACUGUCUCCCUAAAUUGGAAUUUUGACUUUAUGAUGCGGUGUUAGAAAACCAGCUUUUCCCUAACUUUAAUGCAGCGUUAACUGGAAAAAAAUGCACUGAAAGCUUUAGUCAGGUACUCUGCUGCUCUUCAAACUGGCGUAAAAUUUGCUAAUGAAAGAAAAACUCUGCAGAGCAAUUUGCCGAGCAGAGAUCUCCAUUGAGGCACGAGGUACAGCGCAGAUUAUUCUCUUGUUCACACCUGUGAGCUUUAUUUGGCACUUUUGAAUUGGUGGACAAGCAUUUCAAGCCUGUGACUAAAACUCGGAUCUAGGAAUCGUAAUUGGUGUGUGUUCUUGAGAGGAUGGAAGAACGCGUCGGGGGGGAGCUGGAGUUGUCUCCCGCCAGCUCUAGCAACGCUUCAUUGCAAUCUCGUCAGACUGUGCCAACCGGUGACACCGCAGUGCCAGAUGACUGCCAAAAAAAAAAUGCUAAAAAAUCCUUUUGUGUUCCAAUUGCACUGAUGAGUUCCAAAAUACAUUUUUUAUAUUAUUUUUUAAAAUGAUGAAAAAGGUGGAGUAGUAACUUAGACUGAUUUUAAAUUAGUUACCCUGUAAUAAUUAAGUUCCAGUAGCUUGUGGCAGGUAUUAAGAUGUUUUCGUAGGGAAGACAGAGCCAUGUAAAUAAGUGUAAAACUUUGUAGCAUAUGUAAAUUUACGCUGGGCUUUCCUGCACAGAAGUAUUUUUAGUACAAAUCUGCUGAAUGUAAGAUGACCAUGUUGAGUACAUGGCCUGAUUUAAAAAAAAAUAUUUUGUUUUUUUUAAAAAAAAAAAAAAAAGGACACUUGUGGCUGUGCCCUUGCACUUAAACAUGCAGUGAAUAUGCACGUUUUACUUGGUUGUGAGCUCAUUUUUAAAGUAAACUCGGUGCAAAAGAGGCUUAUUUAGAAUUUUUUAAUAAAACAAAAAACUAAAAAAAAAAAAAGCUUAAGUUCAAGAUACUCAAGUUCUGAAUGUAUGGGAGAAUGUGGAUUAAAU